AUGGUGACGCAAGCAAAGCAAGUGGCUAUGAGUCCUCGCGACACGGGAGCUGCUAACGCCUGGCGCAGUGCCAACGAUCAUCUUCUGGAUUCUGUCAAAGCUGUCGGAGAUGCCAUAGCCGGUAUCCAGAAUGGUCGACAUUCGGCAUACCAGGAUAGCUUGAGCAGAGCGUCACCAUAUCAGCCACCACAGGUCAAUCUUUCGUCUGUUUCUGCUUCCUCCUCUCUAUCGAACAUUUUCUUUUUUUUAGCAAUCAUCGCAAGUUCUGCGCUCAGUUCCACCACAAGCUCCUACACCUCCCGUCAUUCAUAA
Cylicostephanus goldi is the source of this 312-nucleotide messenger RNA. The record is from the annotation of a GenBank genome assembly. NCBI's taxonomy places the organism in Eukaryota, Metazoa, Nematoda, Chromadorea, Rhabditida, Strongylidae.